AUGGGUACUGAAGCGCUGGUCGCAGCAGCAGCUGCCUCCGCUGCGGCACUAGAUGGUUUUUAUGCCGCCUCAACGACGGGCAUGCAUCAUCAUGCCAGUUUAUCACAUUCACAAUUUUCCAAUCAAAAGACACGUACGCGCACAAGUUUUGAUCCUGAAAUGGAAUUGCCGCAGCUACAGAAAAGGUUUCAGGAAAAUCGCCAUCCAUCAAGGCAGCAGAUACAGGCCUAUGUAGUGCAGUUGAAUGCCUUGGAAUCGUGCCGUGGCCGCAAGCCAUUGGAUAUCAAUAAUGUCGUGUAUUGGUUUAAGAAUGCCCGGGCCGCCCAGAAACAUGCUGAAAUGCGUGGUGGAUAUAGAACAUAA
This is a messenger RNA of Musca vetustissima, 363 nucleotides long. RefSeq names its product homeobox protein dve-1-like. The transcript has a single exon. Gene Ontology annotation, molecular function: RNA polymerase II cis-regulatory region sequence-specific DNA binding; DNA-binding transcription factor activity, RNA polymerase II-specific. The record is from RefSeq and is a predicted model, not a curated record. Gene Ontology annotation, biological process: regulation of transcription by RNA polymerase II; chromatin remodeling. Bases 1 to 363 code for a protein of 120 amino acids. Lineage: Eukaryota; Metazoa; Arthropoda; Insecta; Diptera; Muscidae.